AAAUAGAAUAUUGAAAAUAAGUAAAAAAAUAAAUAAAGUGAAUCCUUCAGCCUGGAAGUUAUAUGAAGAAUAUUUUGCAGGCAACAAUAUUUUGAAUAGUGUUAAUGAAUUAACUCGGAUAUAGUCUUUUUAAGACAAUAAAAUGGUACUGCGUUCGGGUAUAAUAAUUCCUUUUCAAUUUCGUGACAGUAAGAAACUUCUAAUGAUUGGAGUGCCUGAAGAGAACCGCAAUUUGAACAUCUGGGACUUGAGAAAUGUUGUGAGAGCUGCUUUUGGAAUUUAUAACUUUGAGUUUCGAAAUAAAAAGAUUGGAUUCAACAUACCGGAUGAGCUGCUUUUGCAUUAUUUGGCGCAACGCCAUGAUCUAACCAAUUUCGUUAUAGAAAUUGGACAAGUUUAUGAUCCUUGCAAAGAAAACUUCACUACAAUUGGUACUUGUUCAACAUGCCGUUGUUCAGCGACACAAAAGUCGUCUUUGGAAUUACAUGAUAACGCAGACACUCCCAUUUACCAUACAACGGUUGGUGGUCGUUCUAAUGCCAGCGGAACAAGUUCACAAAACUCGCAGAAUGCUGAUGAAAUCCCCACAAUGAAAAUUCGGAUGCAGCAUUCAAAUAUACCCGCUGGUGAAAUAAGUCAUAUGGAAAUAGAGCCGAAAAUUGACUACGACUCGACAAUUAAUACGACUGGUUCCAACACUGAGGUGGACGGCUCUUCACCUCCCCCGUUACCGGUCCACCCAAAAUCUAGUGUCUAUAUUGAUGAAGAACAUCAUCAACAGCAGCAACAAGAACUACACUUGGAGCGUUUACAACAUGAAUAUGCAUUGCAACACCACCAACAACAACAACAUUUCGAGGCUUUGAUGCAAGAAAAUACUACUGGAAAUAGCUUUAGGCAACGAAAGGAGCGUAUGUCGAAAAAACAAAAAGAAAUAUACGUUAACUUUAUGGAGCAAAAUCCCGUCAUAAACGAACACCGCCGUAGUGAUCCUAUUUUGGAUCAUUAUUGGGUAAAAUUAGCAGAUAUUCUCAACACAGUGCCACAAGGGGCAGUAAAACAUGUAGCAGAAUGGAAACAGACUUUCGAUAACUGGCGUUAUCGUGUGUUUUUGUACGCUCGAUACAAUUCAAAAAUCACAGGUACGGAUGCCUUAAACCCAAAAAGCUUCAAGCCCUUCACACAAACAGAUAAGCGCGCUUAUCACUUUUGGAUAAGAAACCCUGAUACGGCACCACCUGAUUUGGAAAAAAUGCGAAAUGUGUUCGUGAAUCUAGAGGACACUCAACAAGAAUAGUUAGGUAGCACUAUAAAUAAACUAUAGAAUUGCUAGCAUAAUUGAUAAUCCUAUUUUUUAAUAAAAUUUAUAAUUUUUGUCAUAGAAAUAUAGCAAUCAUAUGUAUAUGUAUAUAAGUUCAUUGUGUAAUAGCUUAACGACAAUAUCAAUACACAUAUAAAUGAAAACGUGUUGAGUAUUAAAUUUCUAAACAAAAUAUACUAAUUUUAAACACGAGCACGAUACUGCCUUGGAUCACUACAAAAAUGAAAAACUGAGAAAUUUCAUAUUGCUUAACCUUAAUUGACUCAAUUUAGGGCCGUUUUCUUAUUGCCCGGUUAGCAGUCAUCUGUCAAUUAGUACUACACAAUACUUUCUUAAGUCAGUGUGUUUAGAAAGUUAUACUCGUAUCGGUUGUAAGGAAACACUCUGUACUUUAAAACGGUAAAUCAAUGAAAUACUUGUUAUAUUUAUGUUAGUGUUUUCGUUGCUUUAUUCAUUUAUAGUAUUCACAUUCUCACCUAGUUACAGUAACGAGUUUAUGUAAUAAUCUUUUACUCGGCAACACAACUUUAUAACAUCUCAAUAAUAGUAAUAGUAACUUUUAUAACUAAUCAGGUUGAUUUAUUUAUUCCUUCCUUUUAUAUGGUUUACCAUGUAUAUAUGUAUUUCUUUACUUUUUAUUUUAUUUACAAUCUUAACUGACAUUUUAUUGUUCAAUAUAAAAUCUUAAAUACCUUUACGUACCUUCCAUAUUUUAAUGGCAAUUUCUGGAUUUGAUUCGCGUAUAUUUUCUACAUUUUAACAUCUAAAAGCAAUUAUAAUAAACUAAAAUUUAAUUAAAAAUUGUGCACCUGAACUCCCACGAACAAUUUAAGUUAAUUUAGCUUAUUUCGUACCUACGGUUAUCUUUUGAGGCACAGCCAUUUAACCUCUAAUUAUUAUUUACUUAUUUUCUAGGAUUUCACAUAAAUUGUUCAAUGAACUCAAGCCGUAGUUAUUAUAAAGUGCUAUGAACGAUUGAAUUGAUGAUUGCAACUACCAUUGCCGAUUAAUUUGCAUGCCCAUUACUUUAACUCGUAUAUAAUUUUCUUUCCGAAACAUAAUUUGUGCUUAAAAAUAUCAUCAGAAAAAUACGGUAAAAUCAUGGUUGCCCAACAAAAUCAACUUAAUGAGACAUAUGACAAUAACAUUAACACUUAGCACUAAACUAACGGCAAUAAUAAAUAUGCCAUUGUACUUUUAUGCUACAGCCGAACUAGCAGAG
Bactrocera neohumeralis is the source of this 2543-nucleotide messenger RNA. Its product is annotated as probable serine/threonine-protein kinase DDB_G0271682. The coding region runs from base 143 to 1297 and encodes 384 amino acids. The transcript is spliced from 5 exons. NCBI's taxonomy places the organism in Eukaryota, Metazoa, Arthropoda, Insecta, Diptera, Tephritidae. The record is from RefSeq and is a predicted model, not a curated record.